UAUUCAUUCACUACUAAGCGCAUACACAUUAUUGAUGACAACAAGUCACUAGUAUUGAUAUCCUCGCCACCGAUGCUCGUGCCGAUAUUGAAUUCUGAGGAAGCGCCCUAUAAUUACGAGUCACCAUUUUCUGCUAGAUUAGUUCAGUCUGAAUUCUUUUCUAAGGCUAUUGUUUUAGCAAGUCCACGGGAAAAUAUCCCAGCACGGUACCUGUUACCAGCGCCUACUGCUCAUCCAACAGCACUGUACUAUCACAAGUGGAAUCCUGAAUACGUGUCGGCCGCUUCAAUGAAUAUAUAUACACAUAAUAACAAAAGUUGCCGUCAAUACCUGAUACCAAGUUUGCGCAUCCUUUUUCGUUCCAGCGACAACGGUGCUUCUAGUCUACGAUCCAAGGUAUUCCUGAAGGAGAUGGACGUAAUCUGUUCGUUUGUAGUUAGCCGACUUGAGAGCGGGAAUGAGCGCUUGAGUGAAUACUCCAUUGUAACCCUGGCCUCUGGUACCUCUGUCGCAAAGUUCGUCCUGAAACGCUGCUAGGGCACCAAUGGCAAACUCCCAUGGACAUAUAUUGAUGGGAGAUCUCUCAAGUUCUUAUGGGCAGUUGUAAAGAG
Desarmillaria tabescens is the source of this 611-nucleotide messenger RNA. RefSeq lists its product as uncharacterized. The transcript has a single exon. The record is from RefSeq and is a predicted model, not a curated record. NCBI's taxonomy places the organism in Eukaryota, Fungi, Basidiomycota, Agaricomycetes, Agaricales, Physalacriaceae. Bases 73 to 537 code for a protein of 154 amino acids.